AUGAGCGUCGUGAACCAGCUUUGCCGUUACCUCAGCCUGUUGAUUUGGCACCCCAUCGUUACCGUACAGAAGUUUCUCGAGUAUUGCGCUUAUAUCUUCAGUGACGCCUCACCAGACAGUGUUUUCCAACCACCGGUUAUGUGGAUACAACGAACAGCUGAUGCCUACUUAAAGUUCCAUGGUGUAUCUGUACUAGAUGUGCAGAAAAUCCCUGAUGACGGGCCUGUUAUGUUCGUGAUGAACCAUCAAACAUACGCGUUCGAGGUACCCAUCUUCAUGUCUAUUCUGUACCUUCGAACAGGGCGCUGGCCCCGAGGGCUGGCUGAUCAUAUGCACUGGUAUUGUCCGCACAAAGUGAUACUUGUGUAUUUUGGGGCCAUCCUGGGAACAAGAGAGGUCACUAGUGCUCACAUGCGCAACAAGGAUGAUAUUAUUGUGUACCCUGGCGGAGCCAACGAGGUUAUGAGGUUAAGAAAUGCUGGUAAAUAUAUUCUAACCUGGGGCGAACGUACG
Messenger RNA from Sphaeroforma arctica JP610, 513 nucleotides. RefSeq lists its product as hypothetical. Gene Ontology annotation, cellular component: membrane. Lineage: Eukaryota; Ichthyosporea; Ichthyophonida. The record is from RefSeq and is a predicted model, not a curated record. The annotation marks the transcript as partial. The transcript has a single exon.